CACCGCCACAGUGCGUGCGGAUGCGGGGAAGAUGGAGGAGGAGGCAGGAGCUGUCUGAGGACACAGAGAUGCGGAUUAUGGAGGCUUGCGCCGUCAAAUGAGCAAAGGCCAAAGACACGGGGACGAGCACAGUUCGGGACUCUGAAAGAGCGCGUCCCGGCGGCAUCUCUAUAAAUACAGCGGUCAUCUCAUUUAACAGUUCGUUUCUUAAAGAGCGUGCGGGAAGGUUUCGCAAUCGGACAUCAAGUACGGUAUUUCCAUAUAAUAAUUCUCAUAAACAAGAACGAGGAAUGUGGAAAACGGGGAUGGUUGUCGCUGAUUGUCAAUGCGGAGGAUGGAGAAAGCGAUCGAGGGAUAAUAAACAUGAGCCUGAAGUGCUUUAGUGCUCGCGGGGAUUUGGGAAUUUGCGCAUUCUGUGCGUUAUGACGCCAUAACAGAACCGAUCCGACACUUGACGCGUUCUGAAGUAAACGAACGGAUUCGAUCGCCUGGAAGAUGAGGGUUCCGCGUCUGCUUCUGUUGUCAUGGGCAUUAGUGGCCCUUCUGCCGGUCCCCUGCUCCGGCGCAGUGCUGCUCCGCGUCCCUCUGCGGCAGGGGCCCCUCUCACAGACCGCGGCCCCCCGGGGCCCCUCCAGCUCCGCCCGCACACGCAGAGGAGCCAGUGCGGUCAAUUUUGUCAACAUGAUUGACAACCUUCGCGGAAAGUCAGGACAAGGGUAUUACAUCGAGAUGGCUGUGGGCACACCGCCUCAGAAGCUGAACAUCCUGGUGGAUACGGGCAGCAGUAACUUCGCGGUCGGCGCCGCCGCUCACCCGUUCCUCCACAGAUACUACCAUCGCUCGCUCUCGUCGUCGUACAGAGAUCUGGGCCGCAGCGUGUAUGUGCCGUACACACAGGGCCGCUGGGAGGGCGAGCUGGGCACGGACCUGCUGUCCAUUCCUCACGGGCCCAACGUGUCUCUGAGGGCCAACAUCGCCGCAAUCACCCAGUCUGACCGCUUCUUCAUCAACGGGUCCAACUGGGAGGGCAUCCUCGGGCUGGCCUACGCCGAGAUCGCCAGGCCGGACGAGACUCUGGAGCCGUUCUUCGACUCUCUGUUGAGGCAGACCAGCGUCCCAGACGUCUUCUCCCUGCAGCUCUGCGGAGCGGGGUUCACCCAGAACUACAGCGCCGGCAGCUCCACUGUAGGGGGCAGUAUGAUUAUUGGGGGAAUAGAUCCGUCCUUGUAUGUUGGUGAGCUGUGGUACACACCAAUCAGACGAGAGUGGUAUUAUGAGGUCAUCAUCGUGCGCAUCGAGGUCAACGGACAGGAUCUCAAUAUGGACUGCAAAGAAUAUAACUAUGAUAAAAGUAUCGUGGACAGCGGCACCACAAACCUGCGUCUCCCUCGUAAAGUGUUCCAGGCGGCUGUGAAGGCCAUCGAAGCGGCUUCAUCGACUGAACAGUUUCCCUCAGGUUUCUGGCUGGGCGAGCAGCUGGUGUGUUGGCAGGCGGGCACCACACCCUGGCACAUCUUCCCUGUCAUCUCUCUCUACCUGAUGAGCGAAAACAGAAACCAGUCUUUCCGCAUCUCCAUCCUGCCACAGCAGUAUCUGAGGCCGGUGGAGGACGUGGCCUCGGCUCAGGAGGACUGUUAUAAAUUCGCUGUGUCUCAGUCCAGUACUGGUACAGUAAUGGGUGCCGUCAUCAUGGAGGGCUUCUAUGUGGUGUUCGACCGAGAGCACAAGCGCAUCGGCUUUGCGGUCAGCACAUGUCACGAUUUCAGCGGCAAGCAAUCUGCGUGUCCACACCAGAUGCAACGCGACAGAAUCAGUCAAAUAUCUCAGCCAAUCAGAAGCUUGGGUGGGCGGAGCCUCUCUGGAAGCACACUGCACUCGUAACGAAAUGGAUAAGUUUAUGAUCUAAUUCAUAAAUAUUAAAGCUUUUUAACAUCAUUAAAUGUACAUACUGAGUGACUGAUAACAUCUUUAUGGAAUACGUGCAUUGGUUCGCAGCGAGUUCACAGUUUUAACAGUCAUCUUUGCUUUCAUUUAUUUUCAACAUCUGAGGUAAACUAUCUGUUGUUGCUUUCAGUAUGGCUAUAAGGUCACGCAAAAUGAUAUUCAAACUCACAUUAGACACAUUUAACUUGAAUAAGGCACAUAAUCACCUGAGAUUAUCACCGUCAUAGUUUGUGUGUUGUUGUUCAUGCCAUGACGUUGCAGAAAUAGAAACCAUUUCUAAAUUAGAAAUUGUGUGUUGCCGUCGUGUGUACUUAGGACAAAACCUCUGAUUAACAUGGAAAACAUACAUUUUAUCGCAUGUCGCGACAUCACUAAAAUAAAUUAAAUUAAAAAAUAAAUACAAUGAGAUUUGCAAAAUAAAAAACAUAUUCACACAUAUCUUUAUAUGUCACAAACACAACUCUGCCUGGCAUUCAUUUGUGAAUCGCAGCACGCACUCGUGGAUUUCAAAACAUUUCUAGCAUCAAAAUGUGCUGACAAAUCCACAAAAAGGUGGACUACUCAAGCCAAUCAGAUAACAGCUACAUUGCACUGACCAAUUGUAGCAUGUUCUCAUUAUAACCAAUAAUGUUUUGUUUUACAAUCAGGGUGUUCUCGCCCUGAAAUAACUAUGUUUAACCAAUUUAAAUUUGGGAUUUUGUUAGACCAUUAGACUGUGUAUCAAGCCAAGCCACAGUAUUAUAUUUUAAAUGCCUUUGAAAUGUCCAAAUCCUUAGAGAAACAGCACUCUCUGUUAUGGGAUCAACACUAUCUUGGAUACAGAUGUCUAUACAUGAUAUUUUGUCCAAUAUUGGUGUAAGUAGUGCAAACGUGGAGUGCUCCAGAAGUAGAACGGGUCGUCUGUUUACUGCCAGUAACUCGUCGUCCAGCAUAGACAGUAUCGAUUAUAUGUAUGAUUAUAAUGUGUUGUAUUUGCUUUUUGCUUAUUGAUGCUUUUGCUGUGUUACGUCGCACCACUCGUGUCAGAUUCCUGAUUAUAACACUCUCUCUACACCUAUGAAUGAUUAUAAUUUGUGUAUAUUCCUGAGGUUAUCCUGAUUUACUGAUCCUGAUGGAAAGAUGAAGAAGCCUUAAAGGGGUCUUGAUUUGUAAACAAAUCUGCGGUAAAAUGGAGUGAACAAAGGACCAAGUUGUUAACGCAGUCUGGAUCUUCAUUAAAAAUAAAGUUUCUAACUCUUUCCUAACGUUGGGAUCAGAAGGAAGGUAAUGCAAAGUUUUUCCACAGCUUCGCACUGAACAGCGUCUUCAGAGCAUCUUUAUUGUUCGGUUUCUGCACAGACCUGCGUUUGCUGCUCUCUUACACUACAUACAUGAAUCGGUGGGCGGGGCUAAACAGGCAGCUAGGUAGAAGCAGGUGUUGAUCUUCUGCGGCGGCGGUGCUUAUCCACACUAUUACAUCAUAGAGUAUAACCUACCCUUUCAAGGAAAGUCCGUUCACUUGGCCGCCAUAUUUGCAACACCUCCGGGCAGCUCAAACAAGACCAAUCCUAUCUAAAUGAAUGGGGGAAUCCUGAAAUCUCUAAAACUGCUUGCUGAACUCGUGAUUAAAUUACACAUUUCAAAUCAGCAGCAAAAUCUGAAAUUAACUGUCCCAUGAAUGUUGUUUCUUAUGCUCAAAUAGCAUUUAAAAAGCUUAUUUUUCAGACCAGCCAAUGCGCAUGCGCUUAUGACUGUGCAUGCGCAGCUGCUGGUCCAGCCCCAGGUUUCUAUGGGAACCGGAGCGUCUUAACGGCUUCUGCAGUGAUGCAAUGACUUUACCAAUCAAUGAUUGGCUCUUUCAUUUAGAAGGCAGGUCUAUCCCGCCAUAUUGCACGUUGCAGUUUCUCCUAUUCAUAAGUAUAGGAGUGAACAUCUUUGUAUUUCUAUAGUCUUUGGUACAAUAUUCCAAACACUGUCAUUUUGGCAGACUGGCUUCAAUAUAAGCUUUAGUUUUUAGACUAACAAGAAAGUUCUGAAACUUACAGGAUGUUUGUAUAGUACAAUUACCUCUUAUAGGUUAAAAAGAUCAAGGAAAUUUUGAUUCCUCAGUUCAUAAUCCCUUUAAACUCCAAUAACCUUUUGGACAUAUGGUUUUUUAACCACGCAAACAGCACUUGAGCUCAAUUUAUUCAGCUCAAAGGGCCAUAUAGUGUAGUUCCUUUCAGGAGAGCAAAAUGAAUCUGUUCCCAACCCCCCUGAUUGUAAAGCAAAAUAUGAUUGGUUGUAGCGAGAACAUCCUACGACUGGUCAGCGCAACAUAGAUAGGCAUUAUCUGAUUGGAGUAGACGGUGUGUGGAGUCCAGUGGCGCCUGCAGGUGUACGGCUGGACGCACUGUGCGUACCAUGAGCGCUCAGACUGACCUGAGAUUUGCAGCAGUAAAGUAUAGGCCCGUGUGCCCCGUAUUUCUGUCGACUGAACCAGCCAUGCCAUUAAUAAUGAAUGUAUCAGUCUUUUGCAUGCCAAAGUCCAUUUCUGCUUAUAAACAUUACGUCAAAUAGAAAGAGAAAAUCGUGCUACACACACUUUCAUGAGAUUGGGUUAGACUACAACAAUUAAUUUGUAGCCUAUUUUACAAAUGGGAAUACAACGAAUUCAUGACAAUGUUUUACAUUCAAGCUACCCGUAAAAUUUAUAGUGAAAAGUUCUUUAAAAUCAUCUGGAAUGUAAUAAAGUCAUUUUUAAAGCUGUUUUUAAAGCAUUUGCCACAUGGAUUAAAAAAUAGGCUAAAAAAUAAUUCACAUAUCAGAUAAAAUUGCAUUGCAGAAAAUCCUUUAAAUUUUAAAAAGUCCAGAAUUCAGAGCAACAUAAAAAUCAGAAAAAAAAUAUAAUCGGGCCUGUUUUAGGCUUUUCCUUAUUUUUAUAUUUUAGACGGUGAUGAAAAAUGACUCGCCAUCUCUUCAUUGGACGCGCCUUUAGAGAGAAAUGCAUCUUUACGGAUUACAUAAUGAAAGAGUUUUUGUUUUCGAUUUGAAUUAUUUCAUUUAAAGUAGUAAUUUAAAGCUUUCUAUAGAUAUAUUUAUCAUAUUUGUGACCCUUUCGAUUCAUCAUUGUGAAGACGAGACGGAAAGCGCAUCCUCUGUUUUCCUUUUUAUUUUAUAAAAGCACAACGUUUUGCUGAUAUUGUGAAUGCACACAAAUAACAGUAGACCCUUUACAGUUCCGAAUGAUGUAUUACUCUUACCUUUAUCAACAAAAAUUACAGCGUAUUUUAAGCUGUUUCCACUAUCAAGAAAAAAAUGCAAGUGACCGCUCUGGUGCCUAGCGCACAUUUGUAUAGUUCAAACGUUUAAACUAACAUUGUGAUAUGCUUGAACUGUUUAUAUCUAUAGAUUUUAUUUUAGGCAAGUCGUGAUGAUUUGAGAAGGCUAAAUUGAUCAAACAUAAGCUACGAUCAGCUCACUGUCUGCCGCUGGCCGCUUGGUCGUUACUUAACCCCAUAUACCCCACACACAAAAUGUCUGAAUGUUAUUGAUCUCAAUAAUAAAAUAUUGUGUCUGUCAUGUAUCUUAAAGAAAAGCAGACACGCUUUUAAAGUGAAGUUAGUUUGAGAAAUGCUCAAGUGUCAUUUGUUUGCAGGUGAUAUUUGAGAUUUAUUGUAGCUUCUAUCUGUGUAAUGACAUUCAGACAUGUCUAGGCAUGCCUUAAACCGAUUGGAAGAGCCUAGUGAUCCUGAAGACUGGAUUGGCUGCUUCAGGUGUGUUUACCUGGAGCAGCACUAGACACCCAAGGAUUAAGUAGCUUUGGGGUCACUGUAUUUAAAGUGAUUUAAUAAUCAGUGGAAUUAAUGUUGUGUUUCAUUUCAGCAACAACACCAGUAAUAAAUACAGAGUAAUAUUACAUUGUGGAAUUAAGUUGUUUGUUCAGAGGCUUAGCAAGAUAACUGGGACACUCUACAAUGCAAAAACAUUACCCUAACUCUAACAACAACAAUGUCAUGCAGCUUAAAAAACAGACAGCAUCCAGACAUCCAGGAUGUUUUAUUACAGUAAUGAGAAUUUUAUGAGAUUCAUGAAUGAGUUGUCACCUACCUUAUUUUUGUUGAUGUUGUUUGUUAAUUCUCCUGCGCUCUAGUCCACGAUGAGUUCCGCACCGCCGCAGUGGAGGGGCCGUUCCAUGGCGUGGACCUUGAGGACUGUGGCUACAAUGUCCCUCAGACCGACGAGUCCACAUUGAUGACCAUCGCCUACAUUAUGGCGGGCAUCUGUGCCCUAUUU
Molecule: messenger RNA, 6198 nt
Organism: Onychostoma macrolepis
Lineage: Eukaryota; Metazoa; Chordata; Actinopteri; Cypriniformes; Cyprinidae
Gene: bace1
Product: beta-secretase 1
Exons: 9
Coding region: 496-1881 (461 amino acids)
Biological process (GO): membrane protein ectodomain proteolysis; amyloid-beta metabolic process
Cellular component (GO): trans-Golgi network; membrane; endosome
Molecular function (GO): aspartic-type endopeptidase activity
Source: RefSeq, a predicted model, not a curated record